ACUGUUUACAUUUCUCAGGCUUUUCGCACAUUUCUCCGCAUUUUGCCCCACAUUCCGUGCUGUGCCGCUUCCUGUCCACCUCCCGGGCCGGUUCACGUGUGCGCCAGAUGUGGUGGAAUAUGAGAUUGGCGGUGAAAGUGUUUCUGGACACCCACGGACGCUACUUGACUCAGUGAAUUGGCAUCACAUCCCAAUGGGGGCGUGCAUGACGGUGGAGCGCGAGAAGAUCACGGCCCGCCGCCGAAGUGAGGAGAUUGACAAGCAGCUCGAUGCCCUGGCCAAGGAGCACCCCAGAAUCCUCAAGAUCCUCCUGCUGGGCGCCGGUGAGAGCGGCAAGAGCACGCUGGUGAAGCAGAUGAAGAUCAUCCACUCGGACGGCUUCACGGCCACCGAACUCAGUGCCUUCCGGCCGACCGUGCUAGACAAUCUGCUGUCGUCCAUGAAGUACGUCCUGAGCGGCAUGGGGCUGCUGCGCAUCAACCUGGAGCACUCGUCCAACAAGCUGUACGCCGAGGUGGUGCUCGCCAGUCCCAGCUGCUUCGACAUGGAGUUCAAGAUCGUGGAGAAAGUGCGCAUGGCGCUGCGCAUCCUGUGGAAGGAUCGCGGCGUGCGCCUGGCCGUGGCCCGCGGCUACGACUACGAGCUCAACGACUCCGCACUGUAUCUCUUCGACAACAUGGACAGGAUCUGCGCCGACAGCUACGUGCCCACGCCCACGGACGUCCUGCGCGCGCGCGUGCGCACGAACGGCAUCAUUGAGACGAAUUUCCGCAUCAACGACAACAUCAUCAGCAUGUACGACGUGGGCGGGCAGCGUUCACAGCGCCGCAAAUGGGUGUACUGCUUCGAGGACGUGCGCGCUGUGCUGUUCGUGGUGGCUCUGAGCGGCUUCGACAUGACGCUGCUGGAGGACGCGACGGUGAAUCGACUGGAGGAGAGCCUGAACCUAUUUGAGCAGAUCGUGAACAAUCGCUGGUUCAAGGAGGCCAGCUUCGUGCUGUUCCUCAACAAGCUGGAUCUGUUCAGGGAGAAGAUCAUGUCCUCUGGACGCCACUUGAGGCUCUUCUUCCCGGACUACAAGGGCCCGGACAAGAACAUCGACGACGCGGCGCUCUUCAUCCAGAACAAGUUUCUGCAGCGCAACCACAACGACAGGAAAGUCAUCUGCCCGCACUUCACCACGGCCACGGACACGGCCAACGUGCAGACGGUCUUCCAGGUCGUGAUGGAGACGGUGAUCAAGGAGAAUCUGGGCAACGUGACGCUGCUGUGAAUCUGUGCCUUGCUGACCAUCAAAUCAAUUGGAUUCCGGUAAGACUUCCGAGCGAAAGAUCACAAGAGAUCUCGACUUGUUGGUGAAAUUGAGGGGAUUUUCCUGUGAUCCUGUCGGAAUUCCAUUGGAAACUUGAUUACUUCAUAUUGAAGCACUUCCAAUACCGGUUUUCUUUUCGAAAUGAUUGUUUUGAACAGUCUGUUAAAAAAUUACUGAAUAAUAGAAAAAAAAUUAUUUUUUGAGUUUAUUUACAAAGAAAGUUUUGGUCUGAUUUAAAUGUAAUUCUUUUUCUGGAUUUUCUUGUAUUUGAAGAAGUUACAGUUAACUUUAGAACAGGCAAAAUUCAAUACCUUUCAGUCAAUUUCUUCUUCUUUGUUUAGUCUUUCAUGUAUUUCUUGACUUUAUUGGGUGUUAUUGACCAGAAAACACUCUGAAACAUUUCCACUGAAGUAUAAAAAUGACAAGAAUUUGCUCUCUAUUUAAUUCAUACUCAAGCAGUUUUGCUUCUGAUUUUCACUCUCAUGUCUCGUCAAAUAAAUAUUCAACAUUUUCUAAGCCUCUUGAUUCAUAUUGACUUAUCUAGAGGCUUAACCAUUGAUUAACCUGUUAAACGGAUCACAGGACAAACUCUCAGUGAUCUCAAGACACACAAAAAGAAAUCAUUGAAUCUCAUUUAAAUUAUUUUACUAAGUUAAGUUACACAUUUAGGCUUUUAACAUCGGAUCUUUUGUGAUCUUUUGCGCGGUUUCCCAAUCAAAAUUCCCUGUCUUUCGAUCAUCUAGUGCCAAAAUCCGGGAUUUGCAAUUUGACAUUUCCGGAGAUGAUCAGUUUUUUUUUACAAAACGUUUUUAUAUUUCAUAGAGUAGAAUCGGUAGUUUGUAGUUUUUUUUUGAGAAGAUCUCUUAUCUGAUUAUGCGGCUCAUUCCCAGUUUAACUGAGACAUUUGUGACACUCAAACUGUGUCAUGAAGUCUUUUUUUACAGUUUAGUGGUACAUUUUUAGCACAAAUGUCACUUGAAUGCAACUUGUGACUCAGAAUACCUCGAGACUGUGUUGAAGACUGAAUGGCACACUUAACACACAACACAUGUUACUGGAAAUGAGGCCUUAUAUUUGUAUUACUCGUUCACAUAUUGAUCGAGCGUAGUUUAGAGACGAAAACACUUAAGGACGAACAACAACAAAAAAAAACAUUGUGAUCUUGCAUUUUGAUCGUAUAUAAAUAGACAUGUAGUAUUUUU
Messenger RNA from Phlebotomus argentipes, 2514 nucleotides. RefSeq names its product guanine nucleotide-binding protein G(o) subunit alpha-like. The record is from RefSeq and is a predicted model, not a curated record. Lineage: Eukaryota; Metazoa; Arthropoda; Insecta; Diptera; Psychodidae. Gene Ontology annotation, biological process: adenylate cyclase-modulating G protein-coupled receptor signaling pathway. Gene Ontology annotation, molecular function: G protein-coupled receptor binding; GTPase activity; G-protein beta/gamma-subunit complex binding. Gene Ontology annotation, cellular component: heterotrimeric G-protein complex. The coding region runs from base 194 to 1273 and encodes 359 amino acids. The transcript has 2 exons.